Messenger RNA from Babesia bigemina, 921 nucleotides. RefSeq lists its product as hypothetical. Gene Ontology annotation, biological process: mitochondrial proton-transporting ATP synthase complex assembly. NCBI's taxonomy places the organism in Eukaryota, Apicomplexa, Aconoidasida, Piroplasmida, Babesiidae. The transcript has a single exon. The coding region runs from base 1 to 921 and encodes 306 amino acids. The record is from RefSeq and is a predicted model, not a curated record. Gene Ontology annotation, cellular component: mitochondrion.
AUGGCCGUACUUGCUUUUAGAACUCCGGAACGGCUGUUGAAGCGCAGCGCAUGGCGCUUCACGCGUAGACACCUCUCCGAUGCUGCAGAAUACGCGGCACUCGAGCGCGUACGCCUUCGCGACAAGACGGCUCACACGCUCUGCCGCAAGUCGGUAGAGCUGCAUUCUACGGGGCAGCGGCACUCGAUAUUGCUCGACGGCAGGCUGCUGGAGUCUCCUUUGGGCAAUGUGCUGCGCACUCCGUCCAGAGCGGUGGCGGAGCGCGUCGUCGCCGAGUGGCGGGAGCGUCUCGGGCAGCUGACGCGCUUCGAGACGUUGCCGAUGACGAUGUUGCUCGCUGAGACGGUCGAUAUGUCGCCAGACAAGCGCGCGUCGGCCGUCGCGACGCUCGUCGACGCCCUCGACUUUGACACCGCGCUGAGGUUCCACCCGAGUCCAGAGGCCCCGUUGGAGCUGCUCGCAGGCAUCGAGGAGCUAGACAGCGCCUGCAUGUCUCGAAUCGCCCCCCUCGACCUCGACGUGCUGCAGAGCACCUACCUCCUGCCGAUUCUGCGUGCCUUCGCGCGGCGCCGCGGCACCAGCGCCCUGGUGGCGUCGGGCGACCUCGCAACCAGCCCCCGCCAGCCCGCUGACGUUGUGGACGCCGUGAGGAGCACGCUAACGGCAUACUCAGCCGCACAAGUGGUAGCACUGAAAAAUAUACACAGAAGAUUGAAGUCAAUAGUCCUACCCUUGGAGCUCCUCGACGGCGCGGUCGACGCGGCCCGUGCCGUGCGGGCGUCGCGGCUCGAGGAGACGCUACAGGCAGCUUCCUGGGGCGUGUGCGCCGACUUCAUAGAGCAAGAAUGCACCAUGAUGUCGCAAAUCGGCGUGGCACGAGACUUCUGGAGUGCGCACGUAGACUCGACGUCAUUAAUGUAG